Misgurnus anguillicaudatus (oriental weatherfish) is the source of this 3497-nucleotide messenger RNA. It is a transcript of the gene tmem245, whose product is annotated as transmembrane protein 245. Lineage: Eukaryota; Metazoa; Chordata; Actinopteri; Cypriniformes; Cobitidae. The record is from RefSeq and is a predicted model, not a curated record.
CUACAAAUGACGUCACGGUUUGCCAGCCUGCAGUUCCUUAUGUGGCGGACUCUCCGGUUGGACUGAAGAGGUGAGGUGCGACCAUGGCAGAUACAGAGGACUCGGGUCCAGGCACGACCACCGAGUCGGACACUUCACGUACCCGGCCCCAUUACGUCUCAUUUAGUGAGACGGUACAGCCGGCGGUCGGGAUGGUUAGCCAUUUACUGAGCCAACAGUCGUCCCUGAAGUUUGAUAAAAACAUCAAACAGGCCUUUUACAACACGGGUGCGAUGAUCUUCGUGGCGAUCUGUUGCGGGGCGGCUGUGUUGGUGUACUUUAUCCUGGAGGCUUUCCUGCGACCCCUGCUUUGGGCGGUGCUGUGCGGCACCUUUCUGCAUCCGUUCAAGUACUCGCUCGCCCGGCUGGGCCGCUCGUGGCUUACCAGUCUGCAGGACAGCGGCACGCCGAUAGUGGUUGGUACUCUGCUGGUGCCCGUGUGGUGUGUGAAUUACGGGGUGGAGACGAUGGGAGGACUGGUCAUAAGUCGGUUAAACGUGCUGUUGGUGAUCGGUGCUGGCGGACCGCUGCUUUAUUUUUUAUAUCUGUUCUGGAGCGUCAUCGGCAUGCAGGUGAUGUUCAGCCAUGUCUGUACCAUCAUUUGCUUUGGCCUGGAUUGCUUCAACGCUGUUUGGGUUGGUACAUUAGUCGUAGGCUAUGUAUUGGCUGUGGCAUUUAAAUGGACACCUGGCAUGGAAGGUUAUCUGCGCACUAUGUCUAUACCUGUAUGGACAUCUCUUAUUUUCUACGUUGUGUCUCUGACUGGUUCAUGGCGAGUGCCUUUGUUUGUGGUGGUGGUCUUAUUGCUAAUAGUGGGCUCACAGGAGAAGCCUGCUGUUCCAGGCAAAGGUGAACUCUCAGGUCAGGUUCUGUCCUUUGCUGCUAAUACCAUCUACAUGGCAAUUUCUUGCAGUAAUGCCAGCCAUGCUGAGAGCCUACAGGAAGAGAAAAGUACCACAGAUUCAGAUGAUUCCAAUAAAGGGGUCUUCAGUAUUUCUUCCUCCAGGUACCGCAGCAGGAUGGAGUUCAGAGGUCUCCAUCCCAAAGAGAAAACCAGCGAUAUCUACUUUAUACUGCUUGCGUGGGCUAUAGUGUUAGUGCAGAUCUGGCUCAACCUCUGGAUCUUACAGUUACUCACAAUCCCUGUUGCUGUUUGGGUCCUGAAGAAGUUGGUUGUUCGUUUUGGGCUGAAGGAUUUCACAGGAAGGACUCUGGUGAAAUGGUGGGCAUACAUUGAGACGUUUGUGAGAGACAGACAGGAGGCUCUGCUGCCUGGACCAAUCAAAGGCCUAGCCCACUUUCUGCUUCGGGUGGACACUAAGCUCUGGCAUUGGCUUAAUAAGCAGAUGAUAGUGUGGUUGGAGCGUUCUUUGGAUAAGCUGAUCAGUAUUUUUAUUAUCUUUCUGCUGGUAACUGGAACACUGCUCAUGGGACUGCUGCUCACAGCAAUGGUGCAUCAUGAGAGCGUUCAUAUCAUAGAGGUCACCAGUAACCUGAUCAAUGAGACUGUUUCCAACCACCCAGAAUGGGCCAACUGGCUUCCAGAAGCUCAGGUUAUUCAGAAGGCGGUAAACUCUGCAGCCACCAACGUUUACCAGCAUGGGAGAGAAUGGAUCACACUUAAGCUUCAUAAGAUAUUAGGCGAUAAAGUGAACAACACAGCUGUGAUCGAGAAACAAGUUCUGGAGCUGUGGGAUCGCCUCUACCAGUCCUGGAUCGUAAAGAAUGCGACUCACACUGGACGACACCGUGGACAGAAACAGCAUCUCCACAGGCAAGGCAGCUGGCUGGGGGACAUCCUGGACUGGCAGGACAUCGCUUCAUUCAUACAGGAGAAUAUUGAGACUCUGCUCUCGAUAUUGGAGUCUUUGUGGGUGGUUAUGAGUCGAAAUGUUGGCUUGCUGAUAUCUACGACAACCACACUGCUUACCGUAUUGUUCCACAGCGGAACCGCGCUGCUCAACUUUGCCCUUUCUCUGGUGAUUUUUUUGACCACACUGUUUUACCUGCUGAGCUCAAGUGGGGAAUACUAUAAACCUGUGAAGUGGGUGAUCAGCCUCACACCUCUUUCCCAGCCUGGACCCUCUUCGAAUAUAAUUGGCCAGUCUGUAGAGGAGGCCAUCAGGGGUGUGUUUGAUGCCUCUCUGAAGAUGGCUGGAUUCUAUGGCCUUUAUACUUGGCUCACUCAUACAAUAUUUGGCAUCAACAUUGUCUUCAUCCCCUCAGCGAUGGCAGCUAUCCUCGGUGCCGUGCCGUUUUUGGGGACGUACUGGGCGGCUCUACCUGCAGUGCUGGAUUUGUGGUUGGCUCAGGGGCAGGGCGUUAAAGCUCUGUUGCUGCUUUUCUGCCAUCUGCUGCCUACAUACUUUGUUGACACGGCAAUAUACUCCGAUAUAUCAGGAGGUGGACAUCCGUACCUGACAGGCCUUGCUGUAGCAGGUGGAGCGUACUAUUUGGGUUUGGAGGGGGCUAUCAUUGGGCCUAUACUGCUGUGUAUAUUAGUGGUCGCGUCCAACAUCUACAGCGCCAUGUUAAUGAGUCCUAGCAGCAGCCAGGCAACUCCAGUGCAAAGCAACUUUCCCAUACAUCCGGGCCGAUCAUUCAUGGAUACCCCAACACAGCUGAAAAGAUGCACUGAGUGAGAGAAUAGCGGCUUUCUCUCCCCACAGUCUGGGGAAUCCCACACAUCACUGUAAGACUAUGAAAGGGGCGGGGGUUCCAACCCCCUUAAAAUGAAGACUUGCUCUUCCUGUUGGGUUUCCACGACAACAGUAUCACCACGUUCUCUGCUAAUAUGGCUCGUGUAGCACAUAGCAUAAUGUUGCCCCUCAAUGUCGACCACUGUGAGUGUGAUGCUAAAUUUGGGUAAUGCUUAGAGACCAGUGCUUGCACACUUGAGUGUUAACACACCUGUGCUUUGUCUAGCACUAUUCUGGGGAAUUAUGCCAGUGUUGCGAUGCUAAUUUCAGUUAGCACACAAACUAGCACACUGUUUAAAUUGUGCUUUACUGUAACACUAAAACUAGCUUAUCAAUGCUUUUGUACACAAUGUUUAGGUUUGUUUGAAUGUAGUUGUUUAUGUAAUCGGAUAUUCGUGUGAAUGACAGACUAGUGGGGACGUUAACGAAAGAUUUUACCAUUCGGACGUUUGCAUUGCUUUGCUUUGCUUAUGUUUGUUUUACGGAUUGUUUUAAUGGUUGGUCCCGGUACAUGUUGUCUUUCAACAAUACAGCCAGUGGUCUGGAAAUUCAUCUUCCUGCUAAGUUUAGUUUCAACCCUUCACAUUUACAGCUGCCUAUAAUUCUCAGAUGGACCAUAAGACUUUGGUUUGGAGGUUUAGGUGUGUUUUACUGUUAAUAGGAAUUCAAUUAUGAUGCAAUAGACUUUAUGCCCAGCUGCACUACUUCCUGAACUUCAGCCAGCUCCUUGUUUCAUGUCUGCCAUUAUUGGACAAACUG